Messenger RNA from Sphenostylis stenocarpa, 2697 nucleotides. NCBI's taxonomy places the organism in Eukaryota, Viridiplantae, Streptophyta, Magnoliopsida, Fabales, Fabaceae. The record is from the annotation of a GenBank genome assembly.
AUGGCUAGUUCGAUUGGGUCCUUAUUAUUUCUGACACUUUGUGUUGUCCUCGUAGCUUUAGUUCAUGCACAGCAACAAAUAGGCUUCAUAAGCAUUGAUUGCGGUGGUCCACCCAAUCUUGAGUACACAGAUCCUGUAACUAAAAUAAAGUACACCACUGAUGGAGCCUAUAUACAAAGUGGGGUUAAUAAGAACAUCUCCUCCGAGUAUGCGUACCCAAAGAAUCCUAAUCUGCCAGAAAUACUCUCAGAUCUCAGAAGUUUUCCCUACGGAGAAAGGAACUGUUACAGUUUAUCUGCUGUAAGAAGACGCGGUUUAUAUUUGAUAAGGGCUUCCUUCUUGUAUGGAAACUAUGAUGGAGAAAACAAGCCUCCAGAGUUUGAUCUCUACGAUGAUGUCAAUUUCUGGGCAACAGUGAAAUUUAGAAAUGCCUCGGAGGAAGUUACAAUUGAAAUAAUCAGUUUGGCCCAAUCAGAUGUGAGCCAUGUGUGCCUUGUGAACAAGGGAACAGGAACUCCUUUUAUCUCAGGAUUGGAGAUUAGACCACUUAAUAGUUCUAUUUAUAACACUGAGUUUGGGGAAUCUGCUUCACUGGCACUUUUCAAACGAUGGGACAUUGGGUCACUUAAUGGAAGUGGUAGAUAUGAGGAUGAUAUUUAUGACAGAAUUUGGUCCCCUUUAAAUUCUUCAUCCUGGGAUUCUGUCAGCACUUCCACGCCAAUAAAUGUCAAUGAUGAUGGCUUUAGACCACCAUUUGAAGUAAUUAGGACUGCUGCUAGACCAAGGAAUGGCAGUGAUACUUUGGAGCUUUCCUGGACCCCAGAUGAUCCAAAUUGGAAAUUUUAUGUCUACUUGUACUUUGCUGAAGUGGAGCAACUUGAGAAAACCCAGCUGAGGAAAUUCAAUAUAUCUUGGAAUGGAUCUCCAUUGUUUGAUUCCAUAGUACCACGCCACUUGUUUGCAACCACUCUUUCUAAUUCAAAAUCCUUGGUGGCAAAUGAACAUCGUAUUUCCAUACGUAAAACAGAAGAUUCAACCCUUCCACCCAUUCUUAAUGCAGUUGAGAUUUAUGUAGUGAGACAGCUUGAUGCACUAGCAACAUUUGCACAAGAUGUUGAUGCUAUGUUCGAUUUAAAGGAUAGCUACAGAAUUCAAAGAAAUUGGGUGGGUGAUCCAUGUGAGCCAAAGAACCUCUCUUGGGAAGGCUUAAAAUGCAACUACAGCACUUCACUUCCUCCCCGAAUUAUAUCUCUGAAUAUGAGCUCCAGCAGUUUGAGUGGAACAAUAACUUCUUCCAUUUCCAAUCUCUCCUCGUUGGAAUCUUUGGACUUACACAACAAUAGCUUAACUGGAGCAAUGCCUCAGUUCUUGGAAGAAUUGAAAUCCCUUAAAUAUUUGGAUUUAAAGGAAAAUCUACUUUCGGGUUCAGUUCCUGUCUCUCUUUUAGAAAGACAAAGCGAUGGAUUACUUACAUUGAGGGUCGAUGAUCAAAAUCUUGGUGACUCAGGAGGGAACAAUAAAACCAUUAAAAUUGUUAUUCCCAUAGUGGUAUCAGUAUCAGUUUUGGUUGUAUUGGUUGCUUUCAUUCUCUUUUGGAAACUUGGAAGAAAGGAACGAUCAGACGAGGAGAUCAGUAUGCUCAACAAAGGUGGAAAAACUGUAACAACGAAGAACUGGCAAUACACGUAUUCAGAAGUCUUGGGCAUCACCAACAACUUUGAAAUGAUCAUUGGUAAGGGAGGAUUUGGAAAUGUGUAUCGUGGGAAUAUGAAAGAUGGCAAAGAAGUUGCAGUUAAGAUGCUUUCUCCGUCAUCAUCUCAGGGGCCGAAAGAAUUUCAGACUGAGGCUGAGCUUUUGAUGACAGUUCAUCACAAAAACUUGGUAUCCUUUGUUGGUUAUUGUGAUGAUGAUAACAAGAUGGCUCUUAUAUAUGAGUACAUGGACAAUGGCAGCCUGAAAGAUUUUCUCUUCCUCUCAGAUGGAAAUUCACAUUGCUUGAGUUGGGAAAGGAGAAUACAGAUUGCAAUCGAUGCUGCUGAGGGAUUGGAUUACCUACACCAUGGUUGCAAGCCACCAAUAAUACACAGGGAUGUAAAGUCAGCAAACAUUCUUUUAAGUCAAGACUUAGAAGCUAGGAUAGCAGAUUUUGGCCUCUCCAGGGAGUUUAGGAAAGAUAACCAAAAACAAGAAUCCAAAGUGAUUCAUAAUGUUGCUACAAAUGACAAAUCUGCAGUAAUGGGGACAACAGGGUACCUUGACCCAGAGUACUACAAAUUAGGGACCCUGAAUGAGAAAAGUGACAUCUAUAGCUUUGGAGUUGUUCUGCUUGAAUUAAUCACAGGUCGCCCUGCAAUAUUCAAAGGCACCAGAGUAAUGCACAUACUUGAGUGGAUAAGACCUGAGCUUGAAAGAGGAGAAUUGAGUAGAAUUUUGGAUCCAAGGCUCCAAGGAAAAUUUGGUGCAAGUUCUGGGUGGAGAGCUGUAGGAAUAGCAAUGGCAUGCUCUGCAUCAACUUCCAUUCAGAGACCUACAAUGAGUGUUGUCAUAGCAGAGUUAAAACAGUGUCUAGCAUUGGAAUCUCCCUGUGACACUGAAACAUUUGUGCCCCCUCCAAAACAAGUCUACACAGAAUUCUACAGUUCAUCUGAAACAUAUUCUUAUGAUAGUGAAUCUACCACCUAUCCUUUCCCAAGAUAG